Molecule: messenger RNA, 2514 nt
Organism: Nematocida minor
Lineage: Eukaryota; Fungi; Microsporidia
Exons: 1
Coding region: 1-2514 (837 amino acids)
Biological process (GO): regulation of transcription by RNA polymerase II
Cellular component (GO): mediator complex
Molecular function (GO): transcription coregulator activity
Source: RefSeq, a predicted model, not a curated record
AUGAAACUGAAGAUUCCACUUUCUAGUAUAAAAGAGAGUCUUGUAAUUCGCCUCCCAAAGUCAGCUUUAGAGAAGAACGAGCCACCAAAAGUGAGUUUGAACAAAAUAGUGGAGGACAAGAUGCAGUUUCUGCUCAACGCAAUAUACGCAGUGUGCAUUGAUGAUAUAAAAGAACAGGAAAAGCGACGGAGAAUUAUUCGGCUGUACACAAAAGAAACAAACGAAUUGGUGAAAAUACUUACACUGCUUUUGGCAUCAAAACAUGCGCCAAAAAUAGAUCAUUUGGAGUCAAAGAUACUGAAACUGCAGCAGUACAACAAAGAGCAGGAAGAGCUCGCAGAUUUGCUCGUGUACAAAUGCAACGACCUAAAGCUAGAGGCGUCUUCAUCGUACGACAUCACCCGGUCAGUUGAUGUUCUCCUGCACGGACAGGUGAACUUUCCAACGGAAAUACUAGCACUUGCCAAGUCACUGACAAAAAAAGAUAGCACCCCCAAAAAUUUUGAAAGAGUAGAUCAGCUGCUCAACUUGCAUGUGCAGAAGUCGGGGAUAUGGACAGAUGAAAACACGUCGUAUUCGAUAAAAGACGGAGUCCUGGAGCUGGACUCUUACGGGUACAAAAGCACACUCAUCAUGACAAAAAAAGACAACGAGUAUGUCUGGCACGUGCUUAGCAUGAAACAGCUGGACGACGACACAAAGAGCAUCAACAUCAAAGGGAUUGUUUUUAAAAAUACGAUUAAAGAGAUUGUGAACAUGACGAAGUAUGCAUCGUCCGUUGUGCAAAUAGAAGAAAUAUACCGAAUUUUCAAGAACAAGAUAGAGAGCAAAAUCUUUGAUAUGGAGCUCUCGGGAACAAGCAAAAACUUUACGGUUUCUAUCCUUGGGAUGUACAAAGCACAGAUCAGCAUUGCAAAUAGGUGGGACGGCCCGAACAUUGUGUGCCAUGUGCAGCACAGCAGCACAUCAGCCAUCUUCAAAGAAAAUAUUAUCAACAGUUUGUUUUUGCACAUAGAAACCAGCUUAAAGAAAGAGUUUACUUCCAACACACACAUUUCUCUCGAAAAAGGCCUCUUCUAUAGAGAUAGGCCGAUGCACACUCUUCGAGAGCUACAGAAAGAGGUAGCAGUGGAAAAAAACACACAAAAAACCGUUAUUCCCAAAGUGAUAUCCAAAACAAAAGUGAAUGUAAUGUGCAAUGGAUCUAUUUUGCAGCUCAACAUUGUAAUGCGAACACGGUCUGAUUUAUUUAUAGGAGUGUACUGGAAUGCAUCGCAGACUGCUGUUCGUUUGUUUUACGGAAUAUUCCAAAUGAACAGUUUGCUCGUUGCCAAUGAAAUGCCCAUUAUUCACCUGGCGCCAGGCUCCAAGCCGCUAUCUUCGCUUUCCUCGCCCUCUGAUGAGUGCGUAUCUAGCCAGGUGCACAGCAAUAGAUCUAGCCCCAGUGACGAGCUAAGUCCUCUAUAUGGCAGCGCAGAGCCAUCGCUAGCACAGUCGCAAAUUACCAUUGAAACAUUCUACAGGCCCAAGCAAAUCAUACACACUAUUUUUGAAAAAGCAAAACACUUUUUAGCCGUUAUUUCUUCGUAUAACACGGUAAAAGCUCUUAAGGGAGCAAACGCACGAAUAUUCCUAGACAAACACAUCGAGCUGCAUCUUUUUAAUUCUGUUCUGCUGAAGCUGGAGGGACUAGGAAAAAAUAAAAUACAUUCUACUAUUACGUCUAGCAAAGUAUCGAUAGAAGAUAAGCUGUCUGUCUCUGAGAUAGAGAAGCUGGUCUGGAUAUCUGUUAUUACAGAGGGAAUUGCAUGCAACAAACACAUUUUCCUUCCUGAUUUCUACAAGAGAAUCACAGUCGAAGGAAAACUUGCAAAUAAUCAAGCCAGUGCAGAAAUGACAUUUGCACAAGAAAAAAUAGAGUUCACACUGUCAUACUCGAAAGGGCGCAUAGAGUGUCUUUCGCAGCAUCCUUUGGUGUCUGUCUGGGUGGCAUCGGUUAUCAACGAGAAAAGCAAGCAGGGACUGAGCAAUAUAUUCCUCUACCAAGACGUAUUGGUGUAUCCAGGCCUUGUAAGCACACUUCAUCUGCACAACACUCUUGGCGGGUCUUUAAAACACACCUGCCAAAGUUCCAUUAUGUACACGAUUAAAAAGUUCAUCGAUGUCUACUGGAAAGACUCAUCUGAUAGAAUAUCCAGCGCUUUCAAGCACAUACCGAAAAUAAGAGAAACUGCAACAGAUGCCACCAUAUCCCUUCAGUAUUUGCAAAUAUUUUUAGAGACUAUUUCCAGACUAUUAUCAGAGGAAAGAAUCCAGCAAAUGGGUGGCCGCGUGAGAAUAGGCAGCGGCAAGGCGCAUUCGGAGUAUCUCCUGGAAAUGAAGGACAACAAACUUGUGUGCGAGAAAGUAGAGGGAAAGAUAAUUAAAAAUGCAGAAAUAAUAUUAGAAAGAUGUCCUGACCCGGAAAAAGAGCUUCUAGAACACAAUUUUCAUUUCUUACCUAAUGGGCUCUAA